Hipposideros armiger (great roundleaf bat) is the source of this 415-nucleotide messenger RNA. RefSeq names its product NADH:ubiquinone oxidoreductase subunit A1 (gene NDUFA1). Bases 93 to 305 code for a protein of 70 amino acids. The record is from RefSeq and is a predicted model, not a curated record. Gene Ontology annotation, cellular component: respiratory chain complex I. The transcript is spliced from 3 exons. NCBI's taxonomy places the organism in Eukaryota, Metazoa, Chordata, Mammalia, Chiroptera, Hipposideridae.
GGGCUGCCGCGGGGCUUACUGGGAAGCGACCGAAGCCUGGUGACUUUUAAGCGGCCUGGAAGGUAUUGUUUGGCCUUGCUAAUUGUGCCGCGAUGUGGUUCGAGAUUCUCCCCGGGAUCGCCGUUAUGGGUGCGUGUUUACUCAUUCCCGGAGUGGCCACUGCGUACAUCCACAGGUUCACUAGUGGAGGCAAGGAAAAAAGGGUUGCCUAUUAUUCAUAUCAGUGGACAUUGAUGGAAAGAGACAAGCGAAUCUCUGGAGUUAAUCGUUACUAUGUGUCAAAGGGUUUGGAGAACAUUGACUGAGGAAGCAUUUUCCUGAUUGAUGAAAAAUAACUCAGUUAUAUGCAUCUACACCUAGAAGGUUAUGUAGUGUAUAGUAUAGUGCCUAAUAAAAAUUAAAAAGUAAAAUCAAA